GCGGAUCACCAAAUCAGGCCCAGUGCCAUUGGCAGCAGGCCGAUGCGUCGUCACAGGGGCUCCUCUAAAUUGGAGUAUCGGGGCCAUUUUGGCCCGAGGUUCCGAUGGGGGUGGUAAGAGUCGUGAAGGCGGAAAGGACACGGCGAGGGGGAGUAAUAAACUGGAGUUAUGGCUCACGGCAGAGAAAUAAAUUCCGGGCCCCCGCACGGCCUGACUUGCCACCCUGUCCCUGAUGCCGGUAGGUGGGUAUCAACAGCGGGGUGAUCGCAGCAUGGGAAGGGUUGGUCACCACAGUUGCGAGACAAUCAGCAUGGAACUAUCGGAGGUCUCGUUCGGUUCAUUUUCAUUAUUUGGCCAUAAUUCAGUCCAUGGGCUGCUCUGAACCCCGAACUACUUCCGCCAUUGCCUCCUGGCAUUUGUACGCGGUCCAUUGCGCCCCCAAGUUUUGCGGCCGGUGUCCUCCCGCACCGGCUCGUCCGAGGCCGAGCCCAUGUGGUGCGAGCUUCGGAGCUCGAGACCCGACGGCUGUCUCCACGACGACACAGCCUCUGAAGACGAGCAUUUCUCCACUACUUUCGGAGGAUGAGGUACCUACUACAGAGCUUGCCGAACUCAUGGGCCUUUCGGAUGGGCUAGCUGGGCUCACUGUGGGGGACAAUAGGGUCCUGACAGCUUCACUGAAUGAAGAAGACCGAUUCUUCACGAGCCUCUUCUAG
This is a messenger RNA of Marchantia polymorpha subsp. ruderalis, 716 nucleotides long. The record is from the annotation of a GenBank genome assembly. NCBI's taxonomy places the organism in Eukaryota, Viridiplantae, Streptophyta, Marchantiopsida, Marchantiales, Marchantiaceae.